AUGGCUCUCGAGUUGUCAGAUGCGCACGCUAUCCUCUUAGCCACGAUACUCUGCGCAGAUGGUAACGUGGCUGAUCUGCCCAUUCUUCAGGCGCAGUUUCCUCAUUGUUUUCCAUUGGAGCGCCUCCUGCGCAUUAUCCUGACCUUCCUCCCGGAGAGUACAGAGCCCUGUCACUAUACCUCGGUGAUUCAAGAGCUGGCCAAUAGCUCCAAAACUGUACCCGCAGACCGAUCCAUUAAUACAUCGGCCGUUCAAGACUUAUCCGAAUCGGUUGCCCGAAAGCGCGUACGGAAGCUUAACCUACGACCACUGCAACGCCCAGACGAGGAAGAGGAUGUCGCUUCCGCAGACCUCCUAACUCAAUUCAUUAUCCAUCGGGCGCACCUUAUCGACUCGGAAACAGCACUCCAGCCGCUGGUCCUUGAACUCGUUCUGCCAUUCUACGAACACUCGCCAGUACUUCGAACAUGGCUGAUCUCGAGCCUAUUACCAUUGCUUCGCCUCAACUAUGAAUACUAUGCGCAUCGCGACGAGACAAUAUCACUGGAGAUUUUGGAGUCUAUGGACGAUCAGACGGCUGUCAACAUUCUCUUGUCUUUAAUGAGAUUCGAAGGAAGCAGCAUGGAUUUGGUCAAUAACUUGAGGGGUCUGAUUGGACCGUGGUUUUAUGGUGGCAGUCGAUCCAAACGCCGGAGACUCAACGAGGCUGCUGCGCAUAACUCGGUGUCUUUCAUCGAAGGAUCAAAGACUCAGUCAGCCGAAUUGGCUGGUUGGGAACAUGUGAAUGAAUGGCUCCUAUCGAGAAGUCUUGUGGACCGCGAGAGUAUUGUGGGUGCAUUUACACAAUGGGAUGGACCGUCAGAUGUCGACCUGGGAGGAUAUGAAGAACCCGGUAUUCAAAUUCCGAGGGAAAAGGCGAAAGAACUCCAGACUAGAUACUGUCAAUCCGGUCUGUCUGUGGUAUAUGCACAUGCGGAUUCCUCGAUGGCUGUGCUAGAGGGAUCUUUUAAGGUGUUGGAACGUGUUGCUAAGCUACUUGACUUGGAGGAAAGCUCAUACCUAAGCUCAGACUCGGUGCUGCCAUCCGUUCACGUUCACUAUGAUGCCGAUUCGAUUUCAUCGACCUCCCGGGCAUCACUGCUGCAGAACGCCCUCUUGAGGCCGACCAAUCCUCUUACUCAACCAUCGCCAGCAUCAAUCUCAUUGCUUAGCGCUUUGCUUAUGUCCCUUCGCAUAUUGACCGAACUUGGUCAUCUGGUUCCCUGUCGUGUUGCAGCAAAUAUGUGUCUUCACAGCACCGAGGAGAUGCAACUGGCAGAACUCAAGAGCGUGGUCAACUCUACCGUGAAGCAACCCAGGUCAUAUCAAGAAUGGCUGUCGGUCCGGGAAAGGUUGCUUUGGCUUCGAGACUGGCAAGCCGAACAGUCAGAAGGUUGGGAUGAGCCUUCACCUUAUCACGGACUUUUCUGGAGGAUUUCACGGGAGACGGUUGAAACAGAGAUCCUAAAGACUCUACUAGCAGCCAGAGAAUUUGAAUUGGCCGUGGACCUGUAUACUAGCCCCAAAGAAGCACCGUUGAGUGCAUCACAAGUGGAAUCCGCCGUCCAAGUUGCUAUUUUCACAGCGUAUGACAACGCAAGUAAUGGCAACCGAACCCGCGGAGGAAUGAAGAGGGCAUUCGACAUCUUACAAGCAUUCCAACCACACUUCCCUGGCUCUGUUGGGUUCAAACAAACGCAUGCUCUCAUCGCUGCAACUCACGCCCUCUCAUUUUACUCCCUUACUCUCCAACAUGGCGUUCCUUUCCAGCCUGUCAGCAUCCGCGUUCACCAUGAUCCUCUUGUCUUGAUCGAGAAGGUCCUGGAGCAAAACGCAAAGAGCUACACUAAGCUGGACGAUCUUCUCUCCAUCGGACGCAACUUAGUAGCCGCAGGCGUGCCUAAAAACACCACCGCUGACGCCGAAGAUGACGUAUCUCACCAGAAGCCCUCAGAGGAAUCUAUCCUCCUCACAGCCGAACGUCGCAUCACCUCCCUGGCAAUCGCCUCCGCCCUAUCCUCAAACGACUUCGGCACAGCCUACUCCUACAUCCUAACCAGGCUAACACCCCCAUCCCUCCUUUCAACCUCCUCCCCACUCCUGAACACCCCCGCCGUCCCAGACGACAUCUCCUGGCGAGCCGUCUACAACGCCGGCCGCUACCGCUCCACAACCCCAGUCAACCCAUCCCCAACCCUCCAAUCCCAAAUCACCCACCUCUCCCAAAGAAUGGAACUCCUUUCCCUAGCCCUCGUUCUUGUCCCCUCUCCAGACCCCCUCCCCGAAAUUUUAGGCGCCUGGCGCCGCUGCGACGAAGAACUCUCCUCCCUCCGCGCCAGCGAGCAACAAGAAGAAGAUCUCUGGGACACAAAGGGCGACACCCUCUCCUCAGUCCCAGGCGGGUUUGGACCUUCAGACUCAGAGCGUGACGCCUUCGACACCGAACAGCAGCGCGCGGCACGCCGUGCACGUGCCCAUGCAAAUAUGAGCUCGCACCACGAAGCGCCGAUGGGCCUCUUCGAAGUUGCGCGCGGUGCAGCACUCGCAUUGCACAAGAAUGCCUUCCCACUUCGCGGAGCAGCCGAUUCAACGGGUCACGGUCCAGGCAUGAAUUUCGAUGCCGGCGCAGAUGGAGAUCGACCACUUUCUCCUGAUAGCGAGAGUCGUGUCCGGAAGAGGGAUUUGGUCAGCAAUAUGGUGACGGGUGGUUUGGUUAGUGGUAUUGGGUGGGUUUUGGGUGCUGAUCCUGUCAACAAGUGA
Molecule: messenger RNA, 2799 nt
Organism: Penicillium antarcticum
Lineage: Eukaryota; Fungi; Ascomycota; Eurotiomycetes; Eurotiales; Aspergillaceae
Product: secretory pathway Sec39 family protein
Exons: 3
Coding region: 1-2799 (932 amino acids)
Biological process (GO): retrograde vesicle-mediated transport, Golgi to endoplasmic reticulum
Source: RefSeq, a predicted model, not a curated record